Cloeon dipterum is the source of this 8193-nucleotide messenger RNA. RefSeq names its product Ca[2+]-channel protein alpha[[1]] subunit D (gene Ca-alpha1D). Gene Ontology annotation, molecular function: high voltage-gated calcium channel activity. The coding region runs from base 463 to 6276 and encodes 1937 amino acids. Gene Ontology annotation, cellular component: membrane; voltage-gated calcium channel complex. Lineage: Eukaryota; Metazoa; Arthropoda; Insecta; Ephemeroptera; Baetidae. Gene Ontology annotation, biological process: calcium ion import across plasma membrane. The transcript is spliced from 42 exons. The record is from RefSeq and is a predicted model, not a curated record.
GUCAGUUCGUGCGAGUCGUUGGCCAGCGUCGGGCCGAACGCACAUGGCCACCAGUGAAUGAGAAAGAGAGACUCAGCAGCCGCCGCCGAAUUGCCGACCGUCGCCUCCGCGCGCGCGCUUGCCGACGCACCGACGCCGCAGCAAGGAUGGCGCGAUGACCGCCGCCGACACGCAGCCCCGGCUUCUCUCUCUACGUAGUGUUUAGUGAUUUUUCAUGGAAGACUUCUCUCCGGCAGACGUGUACGUUUUAGCAACCGCAAACCACGACGGCAGCUAGAGAGAAAAGAAAAGGAAUCUUGUUAAAUUUUGAUCAGCGCUCGCGCGUAGCCUAGGCAAUAAAAAAGUGGCGAGAAUGAGGCGUCGUGCAGCAAGCGGCCCUCGUGCAGCAGACUCGCCCCCGCAGCAUUCCACACCGACAAGCCGUUGUCGCCCGCAUGGCAAACUGCUCUUAGCAUCACAAGCAUGAGCGCAGAGGCCGCGGCGCCGCCCCCCGCCCCCGCCGACUCUGGCGGGGCCCCCGGCGAUGCGUCGGCCGCGGCGGCCGCCGCGCCCGCCGCACCCAAGAGGGAGCCGCGUCGGCCGCUGAGGCGGGGCGGAAAGCCGCUCCCGGACCGGCCCCAGCGGGCCCUCUUCUGUCUCGGCCUCACCAACCCGGUCAGGAAGCUGUGCAUCGACAUCGUCGAGUGGAAGCCCUUCGAGUACAUGAUUUUGUUGACCAUCUUCGCCAAUUGUGUUGCCUUGGCUGUGUAUACUCCAUACCCAAACAGUGAUUCCAAUGUUACAAAUUCGUAUUUGGAGAAAAUUGAAUACAUUUUCCUUGUGGUAUUUACAUUAGAGUGUGUCAUGAAGAUUAUAGCGUACGGUUUUAUGAUGCAUCAGGGUUCAUAUUUGAGAAACGGAUGGAACUUGCUAGAUUUUACAAUUGUAGUUAUAGGAGUUAUAAGCACAACUCUCUCAAGUCUAAACCUCAACUUGGAUGUGAAAGCGCUGCGAGCCUUCCGAGUGUUAAGACCGCUUCGAUUGGUCUCCGGUGUGCCAAGUUUGCAAGUUGUGUUGAAUUCAAUUCUACGUGCCAUGGUGCCUUUGCUGCAUAUUGCUCUUUUGGUGUUGUUUGUUAUCAUCAUUUACGCGAUCAUAGGUCUCGAGUUGUUCUCAGGAAAAUUGCACAAAACGUGCGUAAACAACGUCACAGGCGAGGAGAUGGACAUACCGCACCCGUGUGGGGACGGUGGCUUCCAGUGCAUGACCAUCGGAAUGGUGUGCAGGGACGGCUGGGACGGACCCAACUGGGGCAUCACCAACUUUGACAACUUUGGCCUCGCCAUGCUCACUGUCUUCCAGUGCGUCACCCUCGAGGGCUGGACUGACGUCCUCUACAACAUUCAAGACGCGAUGGGAAGCAGUUGGCAGUGGAUCUACUUUAUAUCGAUGGUCAUCCUGGGUGCAUUUUUCGUCAUGAACCUGAUUCUCGGUGUAUUGAGCGGUGAAUUCUCCAAAGAAAGAGAGAAGGCCAAGGCCCGCGGCGACUUCCACAAGCUUAGGGAGAAGCAGCAAAUCGAGGAGGAUCUCAAGGGCUACCUCGAGUGGAUCACCCAGGCGGAGGACAUCGAUGCUGAAGGAGAGGAUAAAGACAAAUUUGCAAACGAGACUGGCAACGUGGAAAACGAGGAGAAUGGAGGCGAGGUCCAGCAGGAGUCGUGGUGGGCCAAGAAAAAAAGAGGCAUUGACAAAGCGAACCGACGGUUGCGGCGCAAGUGCCGGGUAGCAGUCAAGUCGCAAACCUUCUACUGGCUAAUCAUCAUCCUCGUGUUCCUCAACACUGGCGUGCUCGCCACCGAGCACUACAAGCAACCGCUGUGGCUCGACACGUUCCAAGAGAUGACAAAUCUGGUAUUUGUCUGCCUCUUCACCAUGGAGAUGUUGGUGAAAAUGUACAGUCUCGGCUUUCAAGGCUACUUCAUGUCCCUGUUCAACCGCUUUGACUGCUUCGUCGUGAUCGGCAGCAUCAGCGAGAUGAUUUUAACCAACACGGACGUGAUGCCCCCGCUCGGCGUGUCUGUGCUGCGUUGCGUGCGCCUGUUGCGAGUGUUUAAGGUCACCAAGUACUGGAAAUCACUGUCCAACCUGGUGGCGUCAUUGCUCAACUCGAUCCAGUCGAUCGCGUCCCUGCUGUUGCUGCUCUUCUUGUUCAUCAUGAUCUUCGCCUUGCUGGGCAUGCAGGUGUUCGGCGGCAAGUUCGACUUUGACCACACAGUCGACAAGCCCAGGAGCAACUUUGACUCCUUCUGGCAAAGUUUGCUAACCGUCUUUCAGAUAUUGACGGGUGAAGAUUGGAACGCAGUAAUGUACGACGGCAUUAGAUCGUACGGAGGAGUUUCAUCAGUGGGGAUUCUCGCUUGCGUUUACUUCAUCAUCCUCUUUAUUUGCGGCAACUACAUCCUGCUGAACGUCUUCUUGGCUAUCGCCGUGGACAACUUGGCCGACGCCGAGUCGCUAUCUGACGUUGAAAAGGAGGAAGAAGGUGCCGAGGGAGGAGAACAAAAAGAGGGAUCCGUGGUGGCUGAGGACGGCGAGAAGGAAGGCGAGGAGGGCGCUCAAGACGAGGAAAUCGUUGACGAAGAAGGAAACAUAAAGGAGGAAAGCGGCAGCCAUACCAAAGUGCGGAUUAAUGAAGACGGCGAGGAAUACAUCUACGAUGACCACGAAAACGCAGACGAGGAGCUUGAGGACGAAGAGGGUCUGGACGACGAGGAGGAGCUCGAGGACGAGGAGGACUUGGAGGAGGAGGAGGAGGAGGAGCAAGACCAGCAGAUGGACCAGGAGGUGUCCGCGCUGCCCAAGAGGCGUCCGUCGGCCGCGCCCGCCGCCAGCAAGAGGCAGCCCAUUCCGCACGCCUCCUCAUUUUUCAUCUUCUCUGAGAGCAACAGAAUUCGAAUCUUCUGUCACUGGCUGUGCAACCACAGUCUUUUCGGCAACAUCAUCUUAGUGUGCAUCAUGAUCUCUUCGGCACUGCUGGCCGCCGAGGACCCUUUGGACGGCAACUCCGACCGAAAUCAGUUUCUAAAUUACUUUGACUACUUCUUCACAACCGUGUUCACCAUCGAGUUGACGCUCAAGAUGAUAUCAUACGGCUUCAUUCUGCACGAAGGUGCCUUCUGCAGGUCUUCGUUCAACCUGCUUGAUUUGCUGGUCGUUUGUGUUUCACUCAUUUCGAUAUUUUUCAGUUCUGGAGCAAUCUCAGUAAUCAAAAUCCUCCGUGUUUUCCGCGUGUUGCGUCCAUUGAGGGCCAUUAACAGAGCCAAAGGACUGAAGCAUGUAGUCCAGUGCGUGAUUGUCGCAGUAAAGACUAUCGGAAACAUUGUACUAGUUACAUGUCUCCUGCAAUUCAUGUUCGCUGUAAUUGGAGUCCAAUUGUUUAAGGGAAAAUUCUUUAGUUGUUCUGACGCCUCGAAAGUGACUGAAACCGAUUGCCAUGGCACAUAUUUGAUAUUCGAAGGAGGCGAUAUAAAUAAGCCGGAAGUGAGAAACAGAACAUGGUCAAGAAACGUGUUCCACUUUGACGAUGUCUCAAAAGCCAUGCUCACAUUGUUUACCGUUUCCACGUUUGAAGGCUGGCCAGGUCUGCUGUACACGUCUAUCGACUCUAAUGAGGAGGACCAUGGACCAAUUCACAACUUCAGGCCGAUCGUGGCCAUUUACUACAUCAUCUACAUCAUUAUUAUUGCCUUCUUCAUGGUCAACAUCUUCGUCGGUUUCGUUAUUGUCACUUUCCAAAAUGAGGGCGAGCAAGAGUACAAAAACUGCGAACUCGACAAGAACCAGCGCAACUGUAUAGAAUUUGCGCUGAAGGCGAAGCCAGUGCGGCGAUACAUUCCAAAACACCGGAUCCAAUACAAAGUAUGGUGGUUCGUGACGUCGCAGCCCUUUGAGUACACCAUUUUCAUACUGAUCAUGAUAAACACGAUCACGCUAGCGAUGAAGUUCUAUCACCAGCCCGAGUACUACACUCAAGCGCUAGACGUUUUGAACAUGAUAUUCACGGCCGUGUUCGCACUCGAGUUUGUUUUCAAGCUAGCGGCUUUCAGAUUCAAAAAUUACUUUGGAGAUGCGUGGAACGUUUUCGAUUUCAUCAUCGUGUUGGGCAGUUUUAUUGAUAUUGUGUACUCGGAAGUGAACACCCCGACAAAAAUGCAAAAGCCCGGAACCAACAUUAUCUCCAUCAACUUUUUCCGUCUCUUCCGUGUGAUGCGUCUAGUGAAGCUGCUGAGCAGAGGCGAGGGCAUCCGAACCCUUUUGUGGACGUUCAUCAAGUCCUUCCAGGCGCUGCCCUACGUCGCCCUGCUCAUUGUCAUGCUCUUCUUCAUCUACGCAGUUAUCGGCAUGCAGAUGUUUGGCAAGAUCACCAUGGACCCAGACACAGCUAUCCACAGAAACAACCACUUCCAGACAUUUCCUCAAGCGGUUUUGGUCCUUUUCCGAUCAGCAACAGGUGAGGCCUGGCAGGACAUCAUGAUGGACUGCUCUGCUCGUCCAGGCGAGGUCAAGUGCGACGAGAAGUCUGACGAAUACAAGUACAACGGCAACAAAAUUGACUGUGGCUCCAGCAUCGCCUUUCCAUACUUCAUCUCGUUCUACGUGCUUUGCUCGUUUUUGAUUAUUAACUUGUUUGUUGCCGUCAUCAUGGACAACUUUGACUACCUUACGAGGGAUUGGUCCAUUCUCGGACCGCACCACCUCGACGAGUUCAUUCGCCUGUGGAGCGAGUAUGACCCCGACGCCAAAGGCCGGAUUAAACACCUGGACGUGGUCACCCUGCUAAGGAAAAUUUCGCCGCCGCUGGGUUUCGGCAAAUUGUGUCCGCACAGGGUGGCCUGUAAGAGAUUAGUGUCCAUGAACAUGCCGCUUAACAGCGAUGGAACUGUGUUGUUCAACGCGACGCUGUUUGCUGUGGUCCGAACGUCGCUUCGAAUAAAAACCGAGGGCAACAUUGAUGAUGCCAAUGGCGAGUUGAGGGCAGUCAUCAAAAAGAUUUGGAAGAGGACGAAUCCAAAGUUGCUGGAUCAAGUGGUGCCACCGCCAGGAGUUGACGAUGAAGUCACGGUUGGAAAAUUCUACGCUACAUUCCUCAUUCAAGAUUAUUUCAGAAGAUUCAAGAAGCGAAAGGCAGAGGAGACCCAAGGAGGGGAUAAGGAGUCGCUCAACACUGUCACCCUGCAGGCUGGUCUUCGCACUCUUCACGAUGCUGGUCCAGAACUGAAGAGAGCCAUUUCAGGCAACUUAGAAGAGCUGAUAGAUGAUAACCCUGAGCCCAUGCACAGGCGAAAUCAUUCGCUUUUUGGAAGUGUUUGGUCGUCCAUGAGGAGAGGCCACAAUUCAUUCCGAGCUCGAUCUUUGAAAAACGCUCAACCAAAGAUUAAUCAUUUGGAUGUACCAGGAAGAAACCUUAGAAAGGUUUCUCCAACAAAUUCGGUGGAGUUGCAGCCGUUGAACUCCUUCCAGAAGGACAUUUCGCACAAUAUCACGUCCGGAAUGAACAACUUAAUGAACAAUCUGAUACCACUCAAAGGAAGUGAUGUUGCAAUCUACCGGGACGACGACAUCCCGCAGAGAAGAUUCAAAGUGUCCAAUGGAGAUCCGGAGAACAGAUACACAAUAGUCGACAUGGAGGAGCACAGUCCGGAGGUGACGCCACCUACGCCGCCGCCGCGGCGCCACUUGUCCCGCCUGAGCGGCUCCUUCCGGCUGGGCUGCAUCGGGCGGCAGCAGAGCGAGGGCGGCGAGCCGUUCAGCCGCAUCGCCGGCGGCCUCAAACUGGCCCAGACGCAGGCCAUGGCCGUCGCCGGUUUCGCGCCGCACGAGGCGGCACCCGCGCGACGCCGCUCCUCGCAGACCACCGCCGACCAGCGGCUCACGUCGCGCCACCCCUCCCCGCUCACCUACCGAGCCUCGUUCCACGGAAGGGAGUCUCAGCACCGUGAUUCCAGCGCCAGCCUGUCCACUGAGAGACUGUCUCAUUCUCUUCCAGGGAGCCCUGCGGAAAGUAGACCAAAAUUCGGAGUCAUUGGCUCUGCCGAGAGUUUGGUCGGAAGAGUGCUUGCUGAGCAGGGCCUGGGGAAGUACUGUGACCCCGAGUUUGUGCGCAACACCUCCAAGGAGAUGCAGGAGGCGUUGGACAUGACCGAGGAGGAGAUGGACAGGGCGGCGCACAAGCUGCUGCUGCAGGAGCGGCACGGACGGCCUCUGUCGUUCCGGCAGCAGAACGCCGAAGACUUAUAGCAUCAACGGGCCGCCGCCGCCGCGCUGCUUUUGUCGGGACAGUGCCGACAGUUGAUUCACUUUUUUACUUCUUUGUUGUCGCAAAGCACUCUCUCUGUUGUUUUAACUCUGCAUAUUAUUUGAAUAUCUGCACUGAUUAUGUGUUCAACUAAGGUGAAAUCAAAUGUGAUUGUGAGAAAGACUCUACGACAGCCGGCCGGCAAGAAAAAUGCAAAAGAUGAAAACUGACUCUAAAGAUUUCGCGACGUUUUUAUACUUGAACGAAAAGUGCCUUUUUCAUACUACUGUAAAAAUUGUGACACACACACACACACACACGCAUGCAAACACACACGGACACGAAUACACGCAAACACACAUAAACACACGCAUACGAACUUGCUAUUUAUUAUGGAUAUAAUUAUUAUAUUGAUUGUGAUUGAUGGAUUCAAAUCUAAUUGUAUAAUUCCCAGCUAAACGCGAGAUUAAUGAAAUUAUUCGAGUUUUCGACGUGACUACUCGAGAGAGAACAAUGUUGAUUGACGGUUACCAUUGUGGAUUGUUCGAGUAUAAUCUGUCAACAUCUGUAAAAGGGUCACUCUUUCGUCGCGUUCGCCCGCCCCGCGCGGCCCAAAACUCGAUUCGGACCUUUUGCUAAACGUGGGUUCGCGCGGGCGGCAGCGCCGGACGCAAUCUCACGCACUAUUCCUUCCACAAGUCCACCUGAAAUCCUGCCUAAAUGAGAUAUGAAUGACAAAACGAACCAAUUUCUCUGUAGCGGUUUAGUCUGACUCACACUUCUCGGUCCAAGUUGACGAACUAGAAGAGGCACUGUUAAAGUGAAGAAAAUUAAAAUUAAUUCUAGAGUGAUCUUGGCAUCCUUUUGGGCCACCUCGAAUGCAGUGAAAUUCAAAAUUUUUCUCCUCGGAAUGGUGUUGUCCUUGUUGAACUGUUCAUAUUUAUACACUCUACUAUUAGAGACCUCAACUUCAAAAUUUUGAGAGCAGAUAUUUAGCAUUUUUGACUCACUGAAAAUGAGUACUCUUUGCCUUAUAGUGCCAAAAAGAGUAAAACGCAAAGGAAUCUUAAAUCUAAAGCUUAACAGGAAGUUCUCUAGGCUAAAAUUUGUAAUGAUUAAAACACCACUUGAAACCACUUUCCAACACAUAAACACACACACACACAUACACACACAAAAGGUAAACUUGGAUUUAGUGAAGUCUUCUCGGUAUAACAAACUCUCCUUUUAAUACUUACAUUCAGUUCCUCGAUUUAACACGACGUUUUCAAUAUAUGCAUAAUUUAAUUUAAAAAUAUUUUGUAAACAAUGAACCUUUUCGAGCGCAUUAUAUUGUAAUAGCCGAAAUUGUUAUCGAUCAAGAGAAUAAAACUUACUUCUGCAUCAAUUGAAAUUUUCUGUCACGCGUAUCUUGAUGUCAAUUUGGAAUUUGUAAAAGUUGCUGUUCACGCAUAAAACGAAACUUGGUAAAAACGGGAAAAUUCCGACGAUGUUAUUAUAUAAAUAUACAAAAGAAAAAAACAGAAACACAGAAGCGCAUCUCUCAUUUAAGUGUUGAUCUAAAAACACACAAUCAAAGCAGCGCAAAACGGGAAAUUUUCCAAAUGGAAAUGUUGAAGAAAAGAAUCAAAUUUAGUACACAUGUUAAGCAAUUGUUGAAUGUAAUUUUUUAUACCACCACUCGGAUUUGAUGUGCCAAAAUGAAGAUGAAAACUUGUUCAGACCGCAUUAUUAUUCAAAAUUAUGUACCAAUCCAGGAAACAGUAAAAUGACAAGAGUCACGUUAUUGAUCUAUGUAUUCAAGAUCUACGCAUAUAAUACAAUUAUUUAUAUAUUGACAAUCAUGUUAUAAUUGUGUGUCCUAUCUCUGUUUUUCCACAUCAUGGUUAAAAAUAUAUAAACAAUGGUCAUUCAAGCUA